UGGAACCGAAAAUAAUAUGAAGCUAAUUAAAGGAACAAAUUCAAAAAACAGGCGAAACACUUGGGUCUUUCAUUUUGUUUGAGCACUCUGAUCAGACUAAGUGUAGAGCCACAAGACAAAAGGAAGAUCAAAGAAGGUGAAGCUCCAGUUAUGAAGAACAAACAAACGAUGAAGCCUUUUGCAGCAAUUCUGCUUUUCACAAUUCUUGCAGCAGCUGAUGCUGAGAGCCACCUUCUAGUUAAAUCACAAUGUAAAUGCAUGACUGUCACAUCCAAAACAGUUGUUUCUGUAUUGCCUAAUGGGGCACGUGUGGAGCAGCUCGUGAGAGAUAUACACAUUGUAGUUCCCACGAGGAGCAGAGAGAACAUUUCAGAUCCAACCUCCCCUCUUCGGAACAAGUUUGUCUACAAAAUUUCAGAUUUCUGCAAGAAUUGCAACCAAAAGCCAACUUUACCUGAAGAGCCCCAAUGCAAACCCCCACCUCCCCCUGCAGACACCUGCUACGGCCGUAACAUCUAGAGAACGCCAAUACCGUUAAAACACCAUGGGAACCAAAUUGAUGCUGUGUGGAAUCCCAAACUCCACUGGAAUCCACAGCCUACAGCGCCCUCUACUGAAACAACACAUGAUUCGGCCUCCAUGUCAGAUGUUGUUCCCAUAACUACAUUGUGUUUUCUUAAUGCAUUUUAUGCUUUAUAUAGUUGCAUUGCUUUUUUAUCUUCAUUGAACAAAUAAAAUGCUUCAUUG
Molecule: messenger RNA, 747 nt
Organism: Amblyraja radiata (thorny skate)
Lineage: Eukaryota; Metazoa; Chordata; Chondrichthyes; Rajiformes; Rajidae
Product: immunoglobulin J chain-like
Exons: 4
Coding region: 151-519 (122 amino acids)
Source: RefSeq, a predicted model, not a curated record